AUGCCAGCAGAUCGCCUGCUUGGCACCUUGCUGAGGGCGCUGCAGACCUACACUGAUCAGCAGGACACGCCGAGGCUCUUUGGAACUACAGCAUCACUUCUGACAACUCUCAACAACCCUUUGAAUGUCACACUGCUCACAAGUCAGAUCCUGUCGGCCCCAGCCAUCUGGGUCCGUCCCGAAGGACUGCGAACGUGUAUGCGAUGUUUGAGUGUUUUCCACCAGGCCGCACAAGCUCUUGUCAAGCACGAAAGGGCUCUUCUAGAGAAGGCUACAGACGAGGAAUUCACGAAACUCCAGCUUGAGCGAACUCUUCCCAAGGAUGACUGGAUCAAGGCGACCAUCAAUGGCGCCGAUGAGCAUUCUCCGCGAUGGCGGCAUCUAGUUGCUAUCGCUGGGUUACUACUAGGAUUCGGCCCAGCAGAAGAGGAGAACCUCUCACGUAGCAUGAGAAAUACUCUUGAAAGUGCACUCGUGACUGCCGCGAACCUCUCGCUUGAAGAGACUAUCGAGGAUGAUGAGCUUGGAUUUGAAACGAUUACACUGGUCCUCAACCACUGCUUUCCAUAUCUCUCCGAUCACGAGAGAUCAAGAAUUGACUAUGAUUCACUUCUCCCUGUACUGGUUCAAUCCACGCUGCACUCUAGGGAAGGCCUGCAAUCAGCAUAUUUCCUUGGGGCUAUCGACCGCGACGUGCUCGCUGGAGCCAACGGUCGGCUGCAAUGGAGCCAACAUUCAGGAUCGUAUCAGCAAAUACAAGCAAUGCUCUCAGGUCCUCUUGUCGGUUCUCUUGGACCUCUGGCGCGAUUAAUCGGGCAUUCGAUUGAGCAGGUCACAGAUCCUGCCCUAGUCACCGCAGUCCUUGACGACUUCGAGCUCUUCGCGCGGACGUUGAACACCCAGUGGCGACAAAAUAAACUGUCACAGGUCGAAAGCGCCGAACAGCAGGAAAAGCUGGAAGACGUAACGUUCAAAGUGACAGUCCCGACCUUGUGGAAAGUCCUUCAGCCCACACUCUUCGCAAGCGUCAUCAUGCUCCGAAGCGCAUUAGGCCGCGUCUUGAGCGAUGGUGUUCUCGCAAGCGAUGCGUUGGCACCUGUGAUUGCAAAGAAAUCGCUCCUCACGUUGCGAAGUCUUUACUUUAUCACAACUCGCCAAGGAUCGGCAACCUUCUCACAAUACAACUUUGUCAACUACACUGCAAUGGACAUCCUUGGGGUAUAUCCGCUCGAAGUGCAGUCCUUUCUGCGGGAUAUCCAGCCUGCGCAGCUCGGCCACGUGUCCGAACAUCCUCUGGACAGAUGCCUUGACUUGUUCUUCUUGAACACUGCAGAGCACUUCACGCUCGUGCUGCCUCCGAAAUUCAGCGAAGCUGUUCUCCUUCCAGUUGUACAAGCCUACCUGAGAGCUGGCGGCCAGGGACCACUUCUACCCAUCUUCGAAGCCGCCCACAGCGUCACGUUAGCUCUCUUUUCUGCGCCGCAGAAUGCCGAUGCGACUGUCCAGAACCUGCCCUUCUACGUCGACUCACUCUUCAAGGUCUUCCCCUCGAACCUCUCUGCCAGGCAAUUCCGACUCGCAUUCAAGACCUUGCUCAAACUCACCUCACCUCCCGCGCCACUGUCACUCUCCCAGCCAAUGAUGCCGGCCACCUUACUGGAACUGCUUCACGAACGUGCGCAGCAUGCUGAAACAACCCCCAUUCCGCUACACCCUGGCUCUCCCGAGGCCGCCGUGGAAACCCCAAUCCCACUUUCAGAGCAAGCAGUCCUCACACUAACAGUUUUGGACGGACUCACUCAAAUCCCGCUCGACCUGCUCGAUGAGUGGCUCCCGAUCACGGCAGACAUGAUCCACGAUGUUCAAGACCAUCACAUGAGAGAGCAUUGCAAGGAGUACUUCUGGCAGAUCCUAGUGGGCGGCGAGAUGGAUCCAGAGAGGGGUAGAGUGUGCCAUGCGUGGUGGAGUACGGGCGGAGGUAAAGAAUGGGUGCUAUAUGGUCGGGAGGAAGGAACUGUCAUGAGUGGUGGUGCUGGAGACGAGAAUGCGAGCAGGCUGUGA
Messenger RNA from Zasmidium cellare ATCC 36951, 2061 nucleotides. RefSeq lists its product as uncharacterized. Lineage: Eukaryota; Fungi; Ascomycota; Dothideomycetes; Mycosphaerellales; Mycosphaerellaceae. The record is from RefSeq and is a predicted model, not a curated record. Bases 1 to 2061 code for a protein of 686 amino acids. The transcript is spliced from 2 exons.